GUUAGACACCUGCAGCUUUGCUGUCUCACUACUGGUCUGCAGCGCCUGGUACCGCCGAAGCCCUUGGCCAGUGAUCGAAGCUACUUGUUGCUGUACACCCGGGGUCUUGAAGAUCAAGCGGAGGCACUGCUCUUCCGGACACUGGCUCAUACUGUUCCCACGUGGAGAAUACCGCCGCCGCAGCAUGUGCCACGCGUCAGUGAAGGCCAUGCGGCUGUGGGAAAGCUUCUUGUCCGACUUCCCGAUGGUGAGCAAAUUCCACAGGAGGGCAUCCCUGGAAUCAUCCACACCUACGCCUUUGUGGAUGCGGUCACGGGCCUAUCAGAUGAAAAGGAAGUCGCCAUUGAGCAGCUCAGCAAAUGGGUGGCAGGCUUGGGCCCAGCAUUGCUCCAGGCUUCACAGCUUGUGCCUGGCGGCGCUACCAUAGCCCCUACCUUUCGGGCCUCUGCUGUGCGCGACGGAGAGCACCACUUCACUUCCGAGGAUGCCAUGGCAGCUGUGGGCUAUGGAGUGGGAUCGGCAGUAUCUUGGAAGGCCAACAUGAAGUCUUAUGACAUCGAG
This is a messenger RNA of Symbiodinium pilosum, 561 nucleotides long. Lineage: Eukaryota; Dinophyceae; Suessiales; Symbiodiniaceae. The record is from the annotation of a GenBank genome assembly.